UCCCGUUCGAUGUGCCAAACGAAGCCUUAAAAUUUGCUUCUGCUUUAACCCCACUUUGGGUCUCUGUCUUCUUGAACCAAAAAGAAAAUAAAAAUAAAUACCAGACACCAAAUAGCAAUCAUCUUAGACCGCCAUUAUCAGAAACCAUAAAAGCUGCAAAAAAGAAAAAAAGCACAAAUACCCACAACAAGAAACACAUCAAAAAUCUUGAUUUUUUUUUUUUUUUAAACUUUUUGAAUUUAUAUUUUUUAGAAAAAGUUUAAAGUUUCCAUUUUUAUCUCAUCUUAUGUUAAAUGCAUCUUAAGAAUCUUGAAGUUGAGAUUGGUCAUCAAAAACACAGUGACCAAGAUUACCAAAUCCAAAAUCAAUCAACCCCAUCUGAUUAUUUUUCAAGAAUUAAUAAUCUCCAAAUCAAGAUCCCAUCAUCAUCAUCAGAAGAUUGUUUAACUAACCAGAUUCAGUAUAUUGAUGAACCCUUUUGUCAGAAUUUAUCACCAGGAAAAACCCUUUUGUCUACACCUCAUAAAAGGCCAAUAAUGUCUCAAAAUUCCAAUCUUUAUAACCAGCAAGUGCAAAAUACCCAAUUUAAAGCUAGUGUGUUGAAGUCAAAUGAAUUAAAUUUGAAGUCUUUUUUAUGUCCUUGUUCUAUUGGUGUUUUGUUAGCUACAAAGAGGAUUACUCUUAGGUUGCUUCAUCACUCUUGUCAUGCUUCUUGGAUUAGAGUUCAUUUGAAGCUUUUUAUAUUGCUUUCUUUGCCUUGUUUGUACUUGUUGAGUUCUACUUAUUAUUUGGGUUAUUUUGUUUACUUUGUGUUUAUUGUUGGUGUGGUUGGUUUUGUUGUGUUUGCACUUUGUGCUGUUCUUCCUUGUGUUCCUUCUGUUCGUAUAUUUCUUGCUAGAACUCUGUCUAUUAAUCUUCAUUCAUCACCUACUGCAUCAAAGUCUAGACCUUCAGUUGUUUGGUCAAUUGGUUCAAAGCCUAAACAAGAAAGGAAGCCGGUUUCGGGGUGUUGGGUGCAAGUUUACAGCAAUGGUGAUGUGUAUGAGGGUGAGUUUCAUAAAGGGAAAUGCUCAGGAAGUGGGGUUUAUUACUAUCGAUUGAACGGGAGGUAUGAAGGUGAUUGGAUUGAUGGGAAGUAUGAUGGAUAUGGGGUGGAAACGUGGUCGAAAGGGAGUCGGUAUAGGGGGCAGUAUAGGCAGGGAUUGAGACAUGGAGUUGGGAUGUAUAGGUCCUAUACUGGGGAUCUGUAUGCUGGGGAAUGGUGUAAUGGACAGUGUCAUGGAUGUGGGGUUCAUACUUGUGAAGAUGGAAGCAGUUAUACUGGGGAGUUUAAGUGGGGUGUCAAACAUGGAUUGGGUCAUUAUCAUUUCAGAAAUGGGGAUACAUAUGCUGGAGAGUAUUUUGCGGAUAAGAUGCAUGGUUUUGGAGUGUACCACUUUGGAAAUGGACAUCGCUACGAAGGAGCCUGGCAUGAGGGAAAGAGGCAAGGUUUUGGCAUUUACACUUUCAGAAAUGGGGAAACUCAGUGUGGUCACUGGCAAAAUGGGAUUCUUAAUGUUUCAAGUAGUCUCGGCAGCCUUCCAGGAUCUCCUUCUUCUGCAAUUGACCAUUCUAAAGUGCUUCAUGCAGUCCAGGAAGCAAGACAAGCUGCUGAGAAAGCUGUUAAUGUGCCAAAGGUGGAUGAAAGAGCAAAACGAGCUGUUGCUGCUGCCAACAAGUCCGCCACUGCAGCUAGAGUAGCAGCUGUGAAAGCUGUCCAAAACCAGAUGCAUCAGAAUGGAGACGGUAGCCAUUCACCAUUAUCAAUUGUGUAAACUCCUCGGUUGUCAGAGGCAAUGGUUUUGCACUCUCUGAUCGGUCUUGUUUUUAGAUACAGAGACUGAGACUUCCGGGGACCAACUUGGAACCACAACAGACAACGAGCUGAUUGAGGAGCAAGUUUAUCGUCCCUUCAUUAGGCCUUUACUAAUAUGCAUAUAUACUGCGCCUCUUAUAAGAGCUAAGAGAGCAGCUGAAAAAAAAAAAAGAAAAAAAACGAACCAGAUGCAAGUAGGUGGUGUCUUUUAUCUUUUUGUUGUUACUGUCCAGUAACUGUAGAUAGUUUAGUGUGUUCUGUGUUUUGCCAUAAGAGAAUGGCCAACUUUCUUGCAAGUUUACCAAGCAUGUAUCUCGAAGGGAGAUCACCUGUGUUAUUUUGUAUAAAGUAAUAGUAACUGUUUUAACAAA
Capsicum annuum is the source of this 2226-nucleotide messenger RNA. RefSeq lists its product as uncharacterized. The transcript is spliced from 3 exons. Lineage: Eukaryota; Viridiplantae; Streptophyta; Magnoliopsida; Solanales; Solanaceae. The record is from RefSeq and is a predicted model, not a curated record. Bases 294 to 1814 code for a protein of 506 amino acids.